AGAUUGCCCGGCCCGAGCCCAGCCUGAGCCAGAGAAGAGUUCGGAUUAAGUGUUAAGAGAAAGGAGGUCCAGGCAAGGCAGCUGGACAGGCAGUCCUGCAGAGCGCACCAGGGUGCAUCUCUAGACAGUUGGGGAUCGCCAGGUCGGAGUGUGCACCGGGUCUGCUAAGUUUUGCCUUCACCUAGCGUCUCGGAUCCCGCCUGGAUGGAGUCCCUUCUGGGUUUCCAUUGGCUCCUGUGAGUGCUUGGGUGUCUGGAGAUUGUUUUUUGGCGAAGGGGAACAACUUUUGAAGUUCGCCCAGGAGACCGCGUUCCAACCCUAGUGCCUAGGCAGCCGGACCCGGCGGGGGCGCGACCGCGGCGGGAGUCACCAUGGGCAGCAAAGGCGCCUACCGGUACCAUUGGCAGAGCCACAAUGUCAAGCACAGUGGUGUGGACGACAUGGUACUACUCUCCAAGAUCACAGAGAGCUCCAUCGUAGAGAACCUGAAGAAGAGAUACAUGGACGACUAUAUUUUUACAUAUAUAGGGUCUGUCUUAAUCUCUGUCAACCCUUUCAAGCAAAUGCCAUAUUUUGGAGAAAAAGAGAUUGAAAUGUACCAAGGAGCGGCCCAGUAUGAGAACCCACCUCAUAUCUAUGCCCUUGCAGACAGUAUGUACAGAAACAUGAUCAUCGACAGAGAGAACCAGUGUGUCAUCAUCAGUGGUGAAAGUGGUGCUGGAAAGACCGUAGCCGCCAAGUACAUCAUGAGCUACGUCUCCAGAGUGUCCGGAGGAGGCCCCAAGGUCCAGCAUGUCAAGGACAUCAUCCUUCAGUCCAACCCACUCCUGGAGGCCUUCGGGAACGCCAAGACAGUCCGCAACAACAACUCUAGCCGAUUUGGAAAAUACUUUGAAAUCCAGUUCAGUCCAGGUGGGGAGCCAGAUGGUGGCAAGAUCUCCAACUUCCUCCUGGAAAAGUCCAGAGUGGUGAUGAGGAACCCGGGAGAACGGAGCUUCCACAUAUUCUACCAGCUCAUCGAGGGCGCCUCUCCAGAGCAGAAGCAAAGCCUUGGUAUCACCAGCAUGGACUACUAUUAUUACCUGAGCCUCUCAGGGUCAUACAAGGUUGAUGACAUUGAUGACAAGCGGGAUUUCCAGGAAACCCUGCACGCAAUGAAUGUGAUUGGGAUCUUCUCAGAGGAGCAGACUCUCGUGCUGCAGAUUGUGGCUGGAAUUCUCCACUUGGGAAACAUCAACUUCAAGGAAGUGGGCAACUAUGCGGCCGUGGAGAGCGAAGAAUUUUUGGCUUUUCCUGCGUACCUGCUGGGUAUAAACCAAGACCGGUUAAAAGAGAAGCUGACGAGCCGGCAGAUGGACAGUAAGUGGGGAGGAAAGUCAGAGUCCAUCCAUGUGACCCUCAACGUGGAGCAGGCCUGCUACACCAGGGAUGCACUCGCCAAGGCUCUGCACGCGCGAGUCUUUGAUUUCUUGGUGGAUUCCAUCAAUAAAGCUAUGGAGAAGGACCACGAGGAGUACAACAUUGGUGUCCUGGACAUCUAUGGCUUUGAAAUAUUUCAGAAAAAUGGCUUCGAACAGUUCUGCAUCAAUUUCGUUAAUGAAAAAUUACAGCAGAUUUUUAUCGAACUGACGCUAAAGGCCGAGCAGGAAGAAUACGUUCAGGAGGGGAUAAGAUGGACACCCAUUGAAUAUUUCAAUAAUAAAAUUGUGUGUGACCUCAUAGAGAGCAAAGUCAACCCUCCUGGAAUUAUGAGCAUCCUGGAUGACGUGUGUGCCACCAUGCAUGCUGUGGGUGAGGGUGCUGACCAGACACUGCUACAGAAGCUCCAGAUGCAGAUCGGGAGCCACGAGCACUUUAACAGCUGGAACCAAGGUUUCAUUAUUCACCACUAUGCUGGGAAGGUUUCCUAUGACAUGGACGGCUUCUGUGAAAGGAACCGGGAUGUGCUGUUCAUGGACCUGAUUGAGCUCAUGCAGAGCAGUGAGCUGCCUUUUAUAAAGUCUUUAUUUCCUGAAAACCUGCAAGCCGACAAGAAAGGGCGCCCAACGACUGCAGGAAGCAAAAUAAAGAAACAAGCCAACGACCUCGUGAGCACCCUGAUGAAAUGUACACCCCACUACAUUCGCUGCAUAAAACCGAACGAAACCAAGAAGCCCAAAGACUGGGAGGAGAGCAGAGUGAAGCAUCAAGUUGAGUACCUGGGUCUCAAGGAAAACAUCCGAGUGAGAAGGGCUGGUUAUGCUUAUCGGCGUGUCUUCCAGAAAUUUCUACAGAGGUAUGCCAUUCUGACCAAAGCUACCUGGCCUGUGUGGAGAGGAGAUGAGAAACAAGGUGUCCUCCAUCUGCUACAGUCUGUCAACAUGGACAGCGACCAGUUCCAGCUCGGGAGGAGUAAAGUGUUCAUCAAAGCCCCGGAGUCUCUAUUUCUUCUGGAAGAGAUGAGAGAGAGAAAGUAUGAUGGGUACGCACGCGUGAUACAGAAAACAUGGAGGAAGUUUGUGGCCCGCAAGAAGUAUGUCCAGAUGAGAGAAGACGCCUCAGACCUGUUGUUGAACAAGAAGGAGAGGAGGAGACACAGCAUCAACCGAAACUUCAUCGGGGACUACAUCGGGAUGGAGGAGCACCCGGAGCUCCAGCAGUUUGUGGGCAAGAGAGAGAAGAUUGACUUUGCUGACACAGUCACCAAGUAUGACAGGAGGUUCAAGGGUGUCAAGCGAGACCUGCUGCUAACCCCAAAGUGCUUGUACUUAAUUGGAAGGGAGAAGGUGAAGCAAGGCCCGGACAAAGGUCUUGUGAAGGAAGUCCUGAAGCGGAAGAUCGAGGUGGAAAGGAUCCUGUCCGUGUCCCUCAGUACCAUGCAGGAUGACAUCUUCAUUCUCCAUGAGCAAGAGUAUGACAGUUUGCUUGAGUCCGUCUUUAAAACAGAGUUCCUGAGCCUUUUAACAAAGCGAUAUGAGGAAAAAACCCAGAAGCAACUACCUCUGAAAUUCAGCAAUACCCUUGAACUGAAGUUGAAAAAGGAGAACUGGGGUCCCUGGAGUGCUGGGGGCUCCCGGCAAGUGCAGUUCUACCAAGGCUUCGGUGACCUGGCCAUCCUCAAGCCCAGCAACAAAGUGCUGCAGGUCAGCAUUGGACCUGGGCUGCCCAAGAACGCCCGUCCCACCAGAAGAAACACCGUCUCAAGCAGAGGGUAUUCCGGUGGAACUAACAACAAUUACCCAAUGAGAGCCGCCCCUGCUCCCCCAGGAUGCCAUCGAAAUGGCCUCACCAGAAACCAGUUUGUGCGUCCUCCCCGUGCCUCUGGAAAUCAGAGGUCCAAUCAGAAAAGCCUAUACACCUCUAUGGCCCGCCCACCCUUGCCAAGGCAACAGUCCACAGGCUCAGACCGAUUGUCUCAGACACCGGAGAGCCUGGAUUUCCUCAAGGUCCCGGACCAGGGUGCUGCUGGAGUCCGAAGACAAACGACCAGCCGGCCUCCCCCAGCAGGCGGCAGACCAAAGCCUCAGCCCAAACCUAAGCCUCAGGUGCCGCAGUGCAAGGCUCUGUAUGCCUACGAUGCUCAGGACACAGACGAACUCAGCUUCAAUGCCAAUGAUGUCAUCGAUAUUAUUAAGGAAGAUCCUUCUGGCUGGUGGACGGGUAGACUACGAGGCAAGCAGGGCCUGUUUCCUAACAACUAUGUCACCAAGAUCUGAGGCUCCCAGAAAUUGACAUGCAGGCAGAGGAGCUCCAGACGUGGACAGGGAGGGGACUUUUUGGGGACUCCCCUUCUGAUCCACAAUGAGCAACUGCUACUCCAAGGCCUGAAGCUAUUCUGGCACCUUCCCCAUGGAAGACACAGAAAAGCUUGGGUUGGGAACAAGGAGUUUCACUCCGUAAACGAUCCUAAAAGGUAGUCUAGUUCCCAGGAGCGCCAAAACAACCACCCACUAAGAUUUAUUUAUUGUAUUUAAAUCUGGUGAAAGCAGCAGGGGCUGCCGGGUGUCUAUCCCACAGCCUGCAGCGCACUCACCAAGCCCAGGGGACAGCAGGUGGUGACUAUGACAAGUGCCUUUAGUUGAAGAGCACGUUCCACUCAUUCCUCUCUUCCGUACCUGAUACAUUCCUUUCUGCUAACCCUCCUUCAGGGAGGACCCACCCUGCAGGCUGGACUUGGUGUGAACAGGCACUCACCUGUCAAUGCCAAGGGCAGGCCGUCCUUCCAAGCCCAUGGGAGCCAGGGCCACUAAGACUGCUGGUGGGGAGGAAGCUGGGUGCUGGGCUGACUGAUGGUCUUGCUUUCCCUUGGUCUUUGCUUGUAAUGUGGCUGGCCCAUGUUGGUUUUAUGUUUAAUGUUGUGCUUAUAAGAAGAAAGAUCUCCCCCCCACACCCAAGCUGUACAUUUAUAAAAAGUGACCAUAUACUGUAUAUAGAAAAGUCUAGAAGCACGUAUGAAUGCCGCAGGUAGUGUUCCACUGUACCCAUUCGUGAAGGUAGGUUUUAUUACAGGACUUGCACCAGGUACUUACAGACGCGCCCUCUCCUCUUUGCCUAGAGAGACAGUCACUGCAUUCCUGCACAGCCCCUCAGACCCCCUGACCCUCUCCCUGUAGGUAAAUCUCCUGUCACCCCUCUGCCGUCCUCCCCUACCUCCUCAAUAAAUGUAACGGAGUCAGUGCAA
Molecule: messenger RNA, 4660 nt
Organism: Rattus rattus (black rat)
Lineage: Eukaryota; Metazoa; Chordata; Mammalia; Rodentia; Muridae
Gene: Myo1e
Product: myosin IE
Exons: 28
Coding region: 372-3695 (1107 amino acids)
Biological process (GO): actin filament organization; vesicle transport along actin filament
Cellular component (GO): actin cytoskeleton; microvillus; vesicle
Molecular function (GO): microfilament motor activity; actin filament binding; ATP binding
Source: RefSeq, a predicted model, not a curated record